This is a messenger RNA of Drosophila serrata, 899 nucleotides long. RefSeq lists its product as uncharacterized. NCBI's taxonomy places the organism in Eukaryota, Metazoa, Arthropoda, Insecta, Diptera, Drosophilidae. The record is from RefSeq and is a predicted model, not a curated record.
AUGCUAAGUAAAAUUGUUACAAUUUCGCUGCUGUUCUUACCGGCAAUUGUCGCCCUGGGAACUCAGGUGGUCAGCUACGACAAUAGGCGAAUGUUGGAUCUGAUCGAGAAUCUCAAUGGCAGCGUCUCCGAGCAGAUGUCUCUGGUGGCAGCCACUUGGGGAAAACUGAAAGUCGACUAUCCGAGGGAUGUGGGCAAAAUCGAAGCCUUGCAGGAGACACUACAACAUGUGAUUUGUAAGCCGGCGAGGAAUGUGACUUUGCAACACAACCUGCAGGCUCAUCUCAUCAGGGAAAAUAUACGGGAACAUUUGGAGGUUUUAAAUACCACGGCACUAUUCCAGGCCUUGGAGGCCGAGGAACAUGACCAAGGCAAAUGGCAGAUGGCGAUUGGGAGGCAUUCGCAGAGACUGCAUUGCCUUUACAAGCCAGUACAACUGGAAAGGAUCCUGCAGAAGGUCCUGCGUAAGAUCUAUAAUUUACAGAGCGUCAGCAAUUGGCUGCCCUGUUUUUCCAGCUAUAUAUUCGGGUAAUCGGGAGUCGUAUUGACAAUGAUACACGCCGAAUUAAUGCUCUAUGAACGCUACAAAAUCAUUGGCAAACAGAGUGUGGAGUUUAACGGCUAUAUGGCCAAGCUUUGGCAGAGUUUCCAGUUAGAUGACUUUUAUUCCGGGCUGGAUCAAGACACCAAUCAACGCCUCGUGAAUGCCAUAAUUGAGCUGCUAAAAUACCUUUAAUUCAAUAGAAAUUAUAAGCCUUAAUCAGUUGUGUAAUCUUUAUUCGGUGCAUCUGUUCGAGUGCCUUUAAGUACCUUGAUUUGAGUUUGUCCAGCAACUGUAUUCAUUUUACAUAUAGGUGAAUGUGUGUGUUCUUUACAUAAAAAUAUUAUGUUGUACAUAUA